UGCAAACAGAGAUGGAAGAGUCUCCGAGACUCUUACAAGCGAUGUAAACGCAUGGAGCAAGUCGCUUCCGGGAGUGGCCAACAAACUCCUCGGAGAAAAUGGCGUUAUCUGGAAGCAAUGUCAUUUAUGGAAAAAAUUCCAAAUUCAAGGCGUACUAUUAGCAGCAUAAGCGAAGAUUUCGAAAGUGUCCAAGACAAUAUAAUUAUAGAUCAUUUAGAGGCAUCAACAUCAUCGGCGACAAUAGAAACGUCUCAGCCGGCAUCUUCGGAUGGACGUGGACAAAAGAAAAAGAACGGGGAUGCGUUCGCAAAAUUCCUUGAAACGGCAGGCGCGAGCAUAUGCACAAUGAUUAACGAAUCACGAUCGCGUAAAACCAAUUCAACCGCACAACAUUUUGCAUCCUUGGCUACAAAAAUUUCGGAAGCCGGUCUUCCGCCAGAAAUGGUGACAAAUAUCGAGGCAAAAGUGUCAGCACUAGUGUUUGAGGAAAUCAGCAAUUUCUAUUUGGGGUAUUUGGGGUAGAUUAAUUGAAAAUGUGAUAUAUAGACUGAUGAUAGACUGAAAAUAUUUUUAGUUCAAUUUAUGUAGAAAAUUUUUUUUUUUAAGUAGUAAGCAAAAUUGAAUUUCAUGUUUUUUUUGUAUAUAUGUAUAUAAUGGUGAUAUUAGAAGUAACUUUUUUUAUUUAAAAAUGUGAUAUAUAAGAAAUGUUGAA
Molecule: messenger RNA, 712 nt
Organism: Bactrocera neohumeralis
Lineage: Eukaryota; Metazoa; Arthropoda; Insecta; Diptera; Tephritidae
Exons: 3
Coding region: 52-522 (156 amino acids)
Source: RefSeq, a predicted model, not a curated record